GGAUGAUGUACAGUGCAGAGAAUCACUCAGAAAUCAAUACCUGGCAAUACUUCUGGCUUCAGCUCCUGCAGACUGUGAUUUUAGGAGCAGAGAAGGGCACAGCUUGCCUGCCUCUUGAUAGGAUUCCUCUUGUGGCUUUUUGCUGUAGUCAUGGGCUGGUUUAACCAGGCUAAUUCAGGACACCUAAUGUGUAGCUAGGGCUCUUUCUAAAGUACUUUGACAAUUCUUAACUUCAUGGAAAGUGGACAUUCUAGAUCUGUCUCCUAAAACAGCUGUAAAGAACUGAUCUAGAUAGAUGGUGUGAAAUUAAUAAGUGGGGCUAAAUUUAGGAAUAGCUGCUUGCUGAAUUUUGUUGCUGGAUUAACUUUCAUGUCUGUAGUUGCCCUGUGGUAGGGAAAGUACAGCUUUGCUUCCUUACAAUGUUUUCUUUCUGGAAAAGCCAGAGGUAAAACUUCAAGUAGUCCAGGGAAUGCUUGUUUUCAUCCUCUUAAUGUUUGAAAAUUCUCACUGUUCAGCUAUUUAUGGUUAAAGCUUUCUGGAUUUUUAUUUUAAGCUAUAACAUCAACUGACGAACUGUACAUCAUUAGUCAUGUAUGAUCAGAAUCACUUCCAUCCUAAUGCAACAGUAGGUACAUUUGAAUCAUUAGACCUGUUCUUCUAGAAAAUGCACGUCUCUAACUCCAACCCAGCUCUUCUAGUGUUAAUUUGGCAAAGAGGAAACUUCCCAAUUCAAACUGGCUUUAUAUCCUUACAUUUUUAAGAGGUAAACACUUUGCUCUUAGUUCAACUUUGCUCCACCACUCUGCUGUAACUUAGAAAAACACAAAAUUUGGUUUUGUCAUGGUUCCUUGGAUCUCUUAGGGCAGGAGUACAGGACUUUGGGGUUCUUGUCUUUAUAUUUUGAUUGACUGAUUUAUGUAGGUGGUGCUGCUAUGUAUGGUAGUGUGUGAUCACUUAAGGAUGCCUUCGUUAAUUCCUGAUUAUUCCUCAUUACUCAAAGUGGAUUUAGGUGCCUACAGAGACUUUCACUCUCUUAUUAAGCAUUUAGAAAUAUUAGUACCUACACAUACAUUCAUGAUCACUUCAUGAAAACUUCAGAGUGCUCCAUGGAAACAGAUUGGGGCUUUUGUUGCUUGAUGUAGUAGACAUUGCCAGUAAACUUUGUUAAUUUGUACAAUAUCUUGACAUGUGCAUGCACAAAGGAUUUCUGUAAAACUCUUCUUUGAUAUUCUUGAUUACUUCAGUGCAGGGACUGUAUUGCAAUCCCCAAAUAGGAAAAUUAUUGGACAUGUUUAACCAAGACUCUUAUUUUGUUAUGCCUUCAGCUUUGCUAAAUAAGUGAGUGGUAGGAGAAAGUCAGAUUUCUGCCUUUAAUCAUGAACUCACUUGUAAGGACUCUUCAAACAGGAAGUCUUUCGUGCCAGAUGUUUUCCUCUACAUAAGAAAAUGGAAUUUCUAUUGGAGUUCAUAUGGGAGCAACAACUGAGUGAAGUAUCAGUAUUCAUUUUUUAAAAAAUCUGGUAGCUCUGCUGAGCUACUAUUUAGCCUCUUUUGGGGAGUACAAAACCCCUGAAAUUUUAGAGUUUCUGUUUUAGCUGGCAGAAGCACUGCACAAGUAUGCACAGGUCAUGAAUGGGGUCCCUAGGAAGAAGACAAUAUCUGUAUUUUAAGCAAGCAUUUAUUAUUAUUUUUCCUCCCAUGUGCCUGUACUGUAUAUUUAAGCCUUUCCUCUAAUGAGAAGAAUAGCAUGCAGCUUUAAAAAACCAGAAACUAAAAUCCCUCAUUAUUGGAGCUAGGGCCUUAAAAGAAGCAGAGGAGAAGCUGUAAUAUGUACCCCAGAAAUUUACUUAAAUAUUCAGUUCUGAGAGUUGGCUGUUAGUAUUUUAUGUUCUGAUUAAUAAUUCUGAUACCUGUCUUAACUGAUUUGUCAUUUUUCAGCACCUGGCUUAAGACUGGUUACCAAGUUCCAGUUAAGUGAUUAGUCCCGACUUGCUGUUGGAAAACAACCUGCAUUUGGAGUUGGAAUGAUAUUCCUCAUUCUUGCUUCUGGCAGUACUUGGAAGAAAGGGCUGGGAGGCAGUGGCACCAGUGUGCAUGUCUGGAACUGUUGCUGCCUCAGAGAUCUUUCUUUGUCCAAGUGUUGACAAAAGAGAGAGGAUGGGAAGUGUGCUGCAAGACUCAUCAUGAAAGACCAAGCUGGAGCUCUGAAGAGACUUUGGUUCAAUGCGUGAGGACUGCAGGACAGUUAUUUCCUCAAGGGGAGCAUCUCUUCUCUCAGAGUGCUGUGAAUGAUGGCCUCGCAGGAGCAGGUCUGGCCAGUCCCAAUGAAGGCAAUUGGAGCACAAAACCUUCUGACAAUGCCUGGAGGAGUCACCAAGUCAGGCUAUCUUCAUAAAAAAGGAGGCACCCAGCUGCAGAUCCUGAAGUGGCCACUGAGAUUUGUGAUUAUCCACGAGGGAUGUAUUUACUAUUUUAAGAGCAGCACAUCUGCAUCUCCCCAGGGUGCAUUUUCUUUGAAAGGUUACAACAGGGUUAUGCGGGCAGCUGAGGAGACAACAUCAAGCAAUGUGUUUCCUUUCAAGUUAGUUCACAUAAGCAAGAAGCACAGGACGUGGUUUUUUUCAGCUUCUUCUGAAGAUGAAAGAAAGAAUUGGAUGCUAUCCUUGAGAAGGGAAAUUGGUCACUACCAUGAGAAGAAAGAAACAAUAACAGAAUUUAGUGACUCUGGUUCUGAUGCAGACAGUUUCUAUGGCUCAGUAGAACGUCCCAUUGACAUCAAGUAUUCCCACCAUUCAACAGAAAAUGAAGAUUACGACCAGGAGGAAGAGGAUGAGUCUUAUUUGCAGCCAGAUACUUCUGACAUAGUGAAAGAUGAUAUGGUCCUGCCCCCUGCGUACCCACCUCCACCCGUUCCUCACGUCAGGAAAUCUCCCUACUCAGAAGCAAGGGCACAUUCCUACUCUGGCAAACCAACUGCACCAGUACCUCCACCACCCCCUAAGAGGAGCUUACCUGAAAUCAAACUAGAGCCACCCCCUGUGCCCCCUUUACCUGUGUUCAAAAAGCCUGCAAGUGGCAAAGAGUCUCACCCGCUGCCUCCCGAGCCUGUGCCUCCAGCCCAAGCCCUUGCUCCUCCAGAAGCUUGUGAGAAGUUAAAAAGUUUAAACCUUUCCCCACGGACUCCUCCUCCUCUGCCAGGCAAUAAACCCAAGUUGUCACAGCUUGCUGAAAAGCUAGCAGAGCCCAAAGUGCCAAGGGAACCUGGUAAACCUGGACUGUUUGUGCCACCAGUGCUCCCAAAGCCACCUGUGCCAAGCCACCAGCCCCCUGCAGCCAAGCCCAGAACAGAGAAAUCUUUAUGUCCCCAGUUACAGAGAUCACCACCAGAUGGGCAGAGUUUUAGAAGUUUUUCGUUUGAAAAACCAGCACUACCCUCCAAGCCAAGCCAACCUGAUGAUGACUCUGAUGAUGAUUAUGAAAAAGUUGGGCUGCCUCUUUCAAUAUUUCUUAAUACCUCUGAAUCCUUCGAAGUUGAAAGGAUAUUUAAAGCUAGUAGCCCACAAGGACAACCACAAAAUGGAUUGUACUGUAUUAGGAACUCAUCUACUAAGCCUGGAAAGGUAUUGGUUGUAUGGGAUGAACCUGCAGGAAAAGUGAGAAACUACAGAAUCUUUGAAAAGGAUGGCAAGUUUUACCUGGAUUCAGACAUCCUGUUUUUGAACAUGGGAAGUUUGGUGGAAUACUACAGCACUCAUGUCUUACCCAGUCAUGACAGCCUGAUUCUCAGGUGUCCUUAUGGCUACUCUAAGCCAAGGUGACAGGACAGCCAUGGCUCACUGACACCCUGCUGCCCCUGAGGACAGAACUCCUGCCAGCUGGACAUCCUGCUGUUUGCACACACAGACUGAGUCUGUGUCCACCAUUUAUUCUCUCAUAAAUUGUUAUAUAAAUUCCAUUUAAUGAACUUCUGGUAAAACCUUAGAGUCCAGAUCAGUGGAUUUUACAAAGAUCUGAACUGAUUAUGCUGUGAAAGCUGUCCAAGAUACCCACACCUUUUAUAAAACUGCUGCUAUUACUAAUCUCCUUGGAAUGUUGAAGAUGCACAUGAGCAAAGAAGUGAUCUGAAUACAGCUGAUCUAGAAAAUGGACACUCUGAAAGUAUGUCAGAAUUUAUUUGUGACAGGGAAUACUAAUACUCUGACUUGGAAAUACUACUCCUAAAGUCAGCACUGGUGCUCUACUGAGAUAUUUUGUAUUACUUGUAUAGCUGAUGUGUACAUAAUGAAGAUUUCUGUGCAAAUCAUUUUAUUUACUAUAGGUAAAGAUGAUCAGGAAAUGAGGCUUUUUUUUAAGCCACCUCUUAUACCCUUGUACCUUCUGAGUACAGUAAUCACUAUCAGGUACUGUCUGGCAUCCCACAUACUCUUUAAUGACAUGCACUUCAGAGAAGAGUGGAGCAAUAUUGAUUUGGCUUUCAUGGGAGCUCCAUGACCUACUUCUGAACUGGAAAGGGUUUGUGCCACUGGUAUUUUUAAAGGGUAUGAGAAAAGAGAAGGGGCUGCUUGAGAUUUUGGGGGAAGGGAAGGGAGCCAUUUGAAUGUUCCAAAUUCCAACUAGCAGCUCGAACUCGCGUUCCCAUAGUCAAAGGUUCUUUAAAACAAAGCACAAAAAAAACCCUAAAACCAUGAUUGUGGUACUACUAUCAAUCCAAAAAUCUUUGUGGUCACAUUUUGUUGUCAGCCAGCUGCAUUCUUUUCUGUUCUAGGGCAAAACACACUACCCUAGUCUGCUACCAAGACUUCUUUUAUUAUUAAAAUUUCUACUCAGUUUGUAGUUGCAUGCAAAACAAAAAUCUGUCUGUAAUCUGUUGUCAGUGAUAUACAAUACCAGGGUGCUUUUAACAUUUGUUCCCUAAUAUUUUGGGGACAGGUAUCCUAAAUCCAAGGGCUUGAUGUUUAUGCCAAAAUUACUCUAUUCCUGAAUUUUAAUAUGGAGGAGAAAUUAAUUUUAAUAACUUCUUAAGUAAUUCUGUUGAUCAAAAAAUAUUGUCAUAACAUCUCAUACUCUAAUAAUGUUUACAAGACUUGUAAUAAUAGUAAAAAAAUUCUGCCACUUCUGAAACAGGAGAAGGUAUCUAGUUUUUAUCAGUCUGAAUUUGUAUUCAUAAACUUUUUCUGUUACCUUUUCAAAGUUUAUAUAUGUCCAUUUUAAUCUUGUUACCAUUAGAUGGUCACAACUUUAAAAUUAAAAAAAAAUAAAUUACAGAAUAAGAAUUUGCUUUUUAAAACAAUAAAUGAGGACUUAGUCCCUAAGGAAUUUUCCUUACUAAUCAGAUGGAUUAUGAGGAUCAUAUACAGGAAUUGAGGCAGGAAAUUCUGCCUCUAUCUUUUUCAAGAGACACAGACACACAAUAUCAGUCUUUUUAAUCUCUGUUCCUGCUGCAAUAGGGCUUAGGUGUGUAAAGAAUGUGAAGUACUUAAAAUUCAGAUUCUGUUGAAUGUUGGAUGUUUUGAGUCUUAUUCCUUUAUUUUAAAUUAGUAUCCCUGCCAUGCACUACCCUGACAUUGAUCCUCUCUAAAGAAGGCUCAGCCAAGACCGCAUUUAAAAACUUUUUGGCAAAUAAUUUUAUGUAUAUCAGAGUAAGUUCAAGUUUCUUGCAAUAUUCACACCUAACUGUCUACAGAGUAAGAUUUUCUCUGUCUGGGAAUAAUUGACUUCAUUGUGUCAUGACAAUAUUAUUUAUAGUAUGUCUCUUUGGGGCCCUAUUCAGAUAUUUGAUUGUUUGCUCAACCUUACACUCAGAAGAUUUUUAAAUUGUAAACAUCCAUUUAAACCAUAACAUGCUCUUUACCUGUGUUAUACAAGAGUUGCAAAUAUGUAAAUUUUUGUGUAAUUGCCUUUUGUAUCUAAAUGUAUAGAUUUCUGAAAUGGAUAAACUUUCAAUGCCAGUCCACCUCA
Passer domesticus (house sparrow) is the source of this 5958-nucleotide messenger RNA. RefSeq names its product SH3 domain binding protein 2 (gene SH3BP2). Lineage: Eukaryota; Metazoa; Chordata; Aves; Passeriformes; Passeridae. The transcript has 14 exons. Gene Ontology annotation, biological process: signal transduction. The record is from RefSeq and is a predicted model, not a curated record. Gene Ontology annotation, molecular function: SH3 domain binding. Bases 2289 to 3818 code for a protein of 509 amino acids.